AUGCGGGAAAUUCGAGGCAUCCGCGAGCUGGCGGACGCCUACGACGUGUACGUGUUGGACUUGUGGGGCGUGUUGCACGACGGAACGCGUGCCUACGACGGGGUCCACGACGCGGUGCGCCAGCUCCGGGCCCGUGGGAAAACUCUGGUACUCUUGUCCAACAGCAGUAAGCGGGUCGGUCACGUCCAAAAGCUCCUGAUCCGGUUGGGAUUCGACCCGCACGAUUUUGCGGCGAUCGUCACCUCGGGUGACGCGGCGUACCAACUGUUGUGCGGUGCCGAUGGAGAGGGAUUCGCAAAGACCUUGGCGUGGCCGUCCUUGUUGGAUGCGACGAACGUCGACCAGCGUAAAGUUUUCGUCCUGGGUAGUGGUGACGAAGAUGUAGAAUACUGCGAAAGUUGUGGUUGGGCCGUGACCGCCCUCGAAGAAGCCAACUUGAUUGUGGCCCGGGGUACCUUUACCAUCCACAAUGGUGGUGGAGGAGUCGACGGCACUGGUGAGGUUGUGCACAAACGGGACGAUACUCAACGAUACGAAAAGCGACUGGCGGAGGUACUGGAACAAGCCGCGGCACGGCGUCUGCCCAUGUUGGUGACCAAUCCGGACAAGGUACGACCCGAUGCCGAGCGACCACCAAUGCCUGGAGCGAUUGGGGAUGCCUACGAACGAAUUUUGGCUCUGACCGCCGCUGUGCCUACAGUCAAGGACGAGACUGUAGAGCACCAGCGAUUGGUCAAACGCGUUGGCAAACCGUUUCCGGAUGUGUACGAUCUGGCGCUGAGGGAGUUCACAACCACCAAGGGAAUCGCGAAAGACCGUAUUUGUAUGAUUGGCGAUGCCUUGGAAACUGAUGUUACGGGCGGUGUCCGGUACGGUAUUGACACAGUGUGGGUACUAAAGGACGGUAUCCACGCCCCGGAAUUGGAGGAGUACGAUACUUUGGAACAGGGAGCAUCUGCUGUUUUGGUAGCAUUCAACGACAAAUCCAAUACAGGCACUUAUGCGCAAGGAUUGAAGUUGCAACCAACCUGUUUCGUGGCACAUUUUCGGUGGUAA
Phaeodactylum tricornutum CCAP 1055/1 is the source of this 1056-nucleotide messenger RNA. RefSeq lists its product with no specific name. The transcript has a single exon. NCBI's taxonomy places the organism in Eukaryota, Bacillariophyta, Bacillariophyceae, Surirellales, Neidiaceae. The coding region runs from base 1 to 1056 and encodes 351 amino acids. Gene Ontology annotation, molecular function: phosphatase activity. The record is from RefSeq and is a predicted model, not a curated record. Gene Ontology annotation, cellular component: chloroplast.